AUGGCGGACGUCAUGGAGAUGAACGCUUCAUCUCGGGACUCGGCCCUGCGCCGGCCGCCCGAUCGAUGCCGCACGGCGAGCGCUCCAGGGCGGCAGUCUGGGGGCUUCGGGGUGAUUCCCGUGAUCAAGUCUUCAUCAGAGGGCUUGAGGGUGAUCGCCGAGCUGUCCCACGUUGAACCUAACGUCUUCCUGCGGCCCUUCCUGGAGGUGGUCCGCUCCGAGGACACCACCGGACCAAUCACAGGCCUCGCUCUCACCUCCGUUAACAAGUUCCUGUCCUACGGCCUCAUCGACUCGAACCAUGAAGCGGCGGCCGAGGCCAUCGAGAACAUGGCGGACGCCGUGACGCACGCCCGCUUCGUGGGGACGGACCCGGCCAGCGACGAGGUGGUCCUGAUGAAGAUCCUGCAGGUCCUCCGGACGCUGCUGCUGACGCCCGUCGGAGCUCACCUGACCAACGAGUCGGUGUGUGAGAUCAUGCAGUCCUGCUUCAGGAUCUGCUUCGAGAUGCGGCUGAGCGAGCUGCUCAGGAAGUCAGCGGAACACACUCUGGUGGACAUGGUGCAGCUGCUGUUCUCCAGGUUGCCACAGUUCAAAGAGGAGGCCAAGAGUUUUGUUGGUGCCAACAUGAAGAAGGCUUACAAUAUCUUGUGGAAAAACAAACGUGUCCAGCUGAAGAUGCGAGCAGGAGGGAUGAGCGAGUCGUCCAAGUGGAAGAAGCAGAAGCGCUCACCCAGGCCUCCUCGCCACGUGGUCCGGAGUCCGUCCGGCCAGAUGGAGCCCAGCAGCCUGAGCAACAACAACCUGUCAGGUGGAGUCCCGUUCCUGGAGCAGGGCCUGGCCGGCCUCCCCGCCUCCGACAGCAGCUCCUCCGUCUCCAGCCCCGCCACCGACAGCGGCCUGGACACCUGCUCCAAGGCCACGUCCAGAGAGGACCUGUCCGACCUGGAGCAGACCACGCCCGGCCCGCCCGGCCCGGCCGCCCCGCUGCCCGGCCCCGACGCCCCCGCCCCCGCCCCCGCCCUGGAGGCACAGGGUGAAGCCCGGCAGGCGGAGCCGGCCCAGUCGGCCUCGGUGGAGUCCAUCCCGGAGGUGCUGGAGGACAGAGAGUCCGUCCCGGAGCAGUCCGACGGCGUCUCGGUCCACGACAUGGACUACGUCAACCCCCGAGGAGUGCGCUUCACCCAGUCCACGCAGAGAGACGGAGCCUCGCUGGUCCCGUACGGCCUGCCCUGCCUCCGGGAGCUCUUCCGCUUCCUCAUCUCGCUGACCAACCCGCACGACCGCCACAACACCGACGCCAUGAUGCACAUGGGCCUGCAGCUGCUGACGGUGGCGCUGGAGGCGGCGCGCAUCUCCACCUACCAGUCCCUGCUGGUGCUGGUGAAGGACGAGCUGUGCCGGCACCUGUUCCAGCUGCUCAGCGUGGACCGGAUCAACCUGUACGCCUCCUCCCUCCGGGUCUGCUUCCUGCUCUUCGAGAGCAUGAGGGUCCACCUGAAGUUCCAGCUGGAGAUGUACCUGAAGAAGCUGAUGGACAUCAUCACGUCGGAGAACAUCAAGAUGCCGUACGAGAUGAAGGAGAUGGCUCUGGAGGCGCUGGUGCAGCUGUGGAGGAUCCCCAGCUUCGUCACCGAGCUCUACAUCAACUACGACUGCGACUUCUACUGCUCCAACCUGUUCGAAGACCUCACCAAGCUGCUGUCCAAGAAUGCCUUCCCGGUGUCGGGGCAGCUCUACACCACCCACCUGCUGUCCCUGGAGGCGCUGCUGACCGUCAUCGACAGCACCGAGGCCCACUGCCAGGCCAAGGUCCUGACCAGCUCCGCCCAGCAGGACCCGGGCCAGCACCCCCUGCUGGCCGAGGCCGACGCCACGGCCAGAGUCCCGGCGGACUCCGCCUCCGAUCCCAGCAGACCUGGAACCACCAACGGUCCCAGUCCUCCGGCGGCCGACGGCGCCGCGGCCCGUCCUCCGACCAGCGGACACCUGAUGGCAGACCAGAUGAGGCUGGGCCGCCAGGACCCGGGAGACCCCGAGCCAGCUGACAAGAGAACUCCCAAGAAGCCCCCCAGGUUCUCCUGCUUCCUGCCAGACUCCCAGGAGCUGCUGGAGAUCCGGACCAAGAAGAAGCUGCUGAUCACCGGCACGGAGCAGUUCAACCAGAAGCCGAAGAAGGGCAUCCAGUUCCUGCAGGAGAAAGGCCUGCUCAGCAGUCCCAUGGACAACAGCCAGGUGGCGCAGUGGCUGCGGGAGAACCCCCGGCUGGACAAGAAGAUGAUCGGGGAGUACGUCAGCGACCGGAAGCACGUGGAGCUGCUGGACUGCUUCGUCAACACGUUCGCCUUCCAGGGCCUCCGGAUCGACGAGGCCCUGCGUCUGUACCUGGAGGCCUUCAGGCUGCCUGGAGAAGCUCCGGUCAUCCAGAGACUGCUGGAGACCUUCACCGACAACUGGCAUAAAGUGAACGGUUCUCCGUUCUUGACCACUGACGCAGGCUUUGCUUUGGCCUAUGCUGUCAUCAUGCUGAACACCGACCAGCAUAACCACAAUGUCCGCAAGCAGAACAUCCCCAUGACGGUGGAGCAAUUCAAGAAGAAUCUGAAGGGAGUGAACGGGAACAAAGACUUCGACCAGGACAUGCUGGAGGACAUCUACAACGCCAUCAAGAACGAGGAGAUCGUGAUGCCGGACGAGCAGACGGGCCUGGUGAAGGAGAACUACGUCUGGAGCGUGCUGCUGCACCGCGGAGCUACGCCCGAGGGGCUGUUCCUCCACCUGCCGGCGGGCAGCUACGACCACGACCUGUUCUCCAUGACGUGGGGCCCCACCAUCGCCGCCCUCUCCUACGUCUUCGACAAGAGCCUGGACGACGCCAUCCUCCAGAAGGCCAUCACGGGCUUUAGGAAGUGUGCCAUGAUCGCAGCUCACUAUGGCUUCAGCGACGUCUUCGACAAUCUGAUCAUCUCCCUGUGCAAGUUCACCACCCUGAGCAGCGAGGCCGUGGAGAACCUUCCCACCGUGUUCGGCAGCAACCUCAAAGCUCAGACGGCGGCCAAGACGGUGUUCGACCUGGCUCACCGGCACGGCAACAUCCUGCGGGAGGGCUGGAAGAACAUCAUGGAGUCCAUGCUGCAGCUGUUCAGGGCCGAGCUGCUGCCCAAAGCCAUGGUGGAGGUGGAGGAUUUUGUGGAGCCCAACGGUAAAAUUUCCCUCCAGAGGGAGGAGACCCCUUCCAGCCGGGGCGAGUCGGCCGUGCUGAGCUUCGUCAACUGGCUGACGCUGAGCGGAGCCGAGCAGUCCGGACUCCGAGGACCGUCCACCGAGAACCAGGAGGCCAAGCAGGCCGCCGUGCUCUGCAUCAAGCAAUGCGACCCGGAGAAGCUGAUCACCGAGAGCAAGUUCCUGCAGCUGGAGUCUCUGCAGGAGCUCCUGAAGGCGCUGAUCUCCGUCAGUCCCGAUGAAGAGACGUACGACGAGGAGGACGCCGCCUUCUGCCUGGAGAUGCUGCUGCGCAUCGUCCUGGAGAACCGGGACCGGGUGUCCUGUGUGUGGCAGACGGUGAGGGACCACCUGUGCCAGCUGUGUGUCCACGCCAACGAGAGCUGCUUCCUGGUGGAGCGGGCGGUGGUGGGCCUGCUGCGCCUCGCCAUCCGCCUGCUGCGGCGCGAGGACAUCAGCUCGCAGGUGCUGCUGUCCCUGCGUCUGCUGCUCAUGAUGAAGCCGGCGGUCCUGUCCCGGGUCAGCAGGGAGGUGUCCUACGGCCUCCACGAGCUGCUGAAGACCAACGCCGCCAACAUCCACUGCACCGAGCACUGGUACACCCUCUUCUCCCUGCUGGAGUGCAUCGGCGCGGGAAUCAAACCGCCGCCCUCCUUCAGGAUGGCCUCGUCCUCCACCGACCACGACGCAGGCGCCCAGUCGGACAGCGAGCUGAGCUCGCACCACCCCAGCGAGGCCAGCCUGGACCGAGGAUACACCUCCGACUCCGAGGUCUACGCCGAGCACAGCAAGACCAGGAUGCCCCGGUCCAGCACCGAGCUGGACGUGGCCAGCAGCGGGUGGCUGGUGGUGGGCAGGGACGACCUGGAGACGGGGCGCGGCCCGGCGGUGAAGCCCCCCAUGACCCACCCCCUGGUGAACCAGUACAGCCUGACGCUGGGCCAGGACCUGGGCCAGCACGACACCAAGUCCCUCAUCAAGUGCGUGGAGACGCUGUCCUUCAUCGUCAGGGACGCCGCGCACGUCACCCCCGACAACUUCGAGCUGUGUGUCCGAGCCAUACGGGUGUUCGUGGAGGCCAGCCUUAACGGAGGCUACAGAAACCACGACAAGAAGAAGAGCCACAAGUACGACUCGUCCAAGUCUCGGAUGAGGAAGAAGGCGGGGGGGCGGGAGAAGGACGGCGGGGGGGCCGCCAGGCGGGGCGGCGGCAGCAGGGCGUCCAGCCAGCGGCCGUCACGCUCCCACAGCGACGACGAGGAGGACGAGGGCGUCCCGGCCAGCUACCACACGGUGUCAUUACAGCUCCUGGACCUGAUGCACACCCUGCACACCCGCGCUGCCAGCAUCUACAGCUCCUGGGCCGAGGAGCAGCGCCACCUGGAGGCCUCCGGCAGGAGGAUCGAGGCCGACUCCCAGACCCUGUGGACCAGCUGCUGGUGCCCCCUGCUGCAAGGCAUCGCCUGGCUCUGCUGCGACGCCCGGCGCCAGGUGCGCAUGCAGGCCCUCACCUACCUGCAGAGGGCGCUGCUGGUCCACGACCUGCAGACCCUGGACGCCGCAGAGUGGGAGUCCUGCUUCAACAAGGUGCUCUUUCCCUUGCUGACUAAGCUGCUGGAUAACAUCAGCCCAGCAGAUGUUGGAGGGAUGGAGGAGACCAGGAUGAGGGCCUGCACCCUGCUGUCCAAGGUGUUCCUCCAGCACCUGUCCCCCCUGCUGUCCCUGCCCACCUUCGCCGCCCUCUGGCUCACCAUCCUGGACUUCAUGGACAAGUACAUGCAUGCAGGGUCCAGCGACCUGCUGCUGGAGGCCAUCCCGGAGUCUCUGAAGAACAUGCUGCUGGUCAUGGACACGGCGGGGAUCUUCCACAGCGCCGACUCCCGGACCGGCUACUCCGACCUGUGGGAGAUCACCUGGGAGCGCAUCGUCUGCUUCCUGCCCCACCUGAGGGAGGAGCUGUUCAAGCAGACCGUCAUCCCAGAUCCUGCACCCAGUCCUCCAGCAGAACCUGUUCAUCCCACCACGCCCCCUGCAGGCCGACCUCCUUCACCUCCAGGGUCUCCUCCUCCUGCUCAGCCCCCCUCCCCCGUCCCGGUCCCGGGGAGUCCCUCAGAGGCUCCGCCCUCCAGCAGGCCUUCCUCUCCUCAAGAGCCUCAAGCAGCCGGGACGAGCGGGUCGGACCGCUCCUCCCCCGGACCCCCGGCCCCCAGCCCGGCCCCCAGCCCGGCCCCCUCCCCCCUCAUCCUGCAGCCCCUGGCCUCCCCCUUACAGGUGGGCGUGCCCCCCAUGUCCCUGCCCAUCAUCCUCAACCCCGCCCUGAUCGAGGCCACGUCCCCCGUCCCCCUGCUGCCCGGGCCCCGCCCCUCCAGCCCCUCCAGCCCCACCGGGCCCUCCGGCCCCUCUGACGAGGCCAAGUAGAGGCUCCGCCUCCCAGCUCCCAUCAUGCUCUCUGUUGGCCGGACCCCAUCCUGAGACCAGCUGGAGGGACUGAGCUGUGAGCCGUCUCCACUCUGACCUCUGACCUCUGACACCUGGGUCUCCAGACACGCCGCUCCAGCUCCCAUCGCAGGACGUCACACCUGUGUGUGUGUGUGUGUGUGUGUGUGUGUGUGUGUGUGUGUGUGUGUGUGUGUGUGUGUGUGUGUGUGUGUGUGUGUGUGUGUGUGUGUGUGUGUGUGUGUGUGUGUGUGUGUGGUGUGUCAGUGUAAAGUGGGGCCCGUGGCAUUCUCUCCUCGUAUAUCUUAUUUAUUAAGUGGAUACAGGUGAUGGAGUGUGUGUGUGUGUGUGUCCUGCGGCCAUACACAGCCUCCUGUGUGGAGCUGUGUGUGUUCAGGAUCUGAGUCCUGAACAGGAAGUGACAUCAUGAAUAUGUAAAUAUUAUAUAUAAUAAAUCUAUAAAUGACAGCCGAUGUACUUUUUACGAUGUAAUAAACCUGAUGGAACCUCA
This is a messenger RNA of Salarias fasciatus (jewelled blenny), 6169 nucleotides long. RefSeq names its product golgi brefeldin A resistant guanine nucleotide exchange factor 1 (gene gbf1). The transcript has 40 exons. Gene Ontology annotation, biological process: regulation of ARF protein signal transduction. The coding region runs from base 1 to 5640 and encodes 1879 amino acids. Gene Ontology annotation, molecular function: guanyl-nucleotide exchange factor activity. Lineage: Eukaryota; Metazoa; Chordata; Actinopteri; Blenniiformes; Blenniidae. The record is from RefSeq and is a predicted model, not a curated record.